AUGGGGGAGUCAGGCUCGAAUCCGUGUGCUUUUUGUUCGACCCGCGCUGGAAACCAACCUCGAAUCCCACAAACACGGUUCGUUUCGCACAGCGUUGACGAUCUCUGCCAAUCAAGCACGCCGGACAGGGAGCGGGGGAGUCGAAAAUUUGAAUUUUCGAUCCUCGCGGCUUCCCGCCUGUUUCGGUCGAUUGUCUCGGAGGUCCCGCCUGUCACCUCGACCGUCAUUACUUCGGGCACCGCGACCGGCUUUCCGCACGCGCGCGCGGCAUCGCCGAUGUCUCCGAACGAGGAGAUGACCCAAGCAUCGCGUCCCAAGCGUCCCGCCGCGGGCACCGCCGUCAGCAGCGCGGCGGCGGCCGCGGGAACCAGGCUGAGACGCCCCGCUCCGAGCAAGGACAUCGAGGCCGGUCCGCAGCAGCAGAAGCGCCGCGCCGCGCCCGCCGAGGCCGUCUCCGACCGCUCCGACGACACCGGCAUCGACGCCACGGACAACACCGCGGGCGACCCCGCGGGCGCCAUGGCGGUGCCGGAGACCGCCGGCAAGCGCGACAAGCGCGCCGCCGCCAAGUCGUCCAAGACGGAGCUCGCGUCCGCCAAGUCCUCCAAGACUGCCGCGGAUAAGGCGUCCGAUUCCGACGACGUCGCGCCCGUCCCCAAGGCGACCAAGCCGAGCGGCAAGUCCGGCACCGCUUCCAAGGUUGCCACCGCGACCAAGGCUGGCGGAAGGACCGCCGCGAGCGAAGAGCCCGCGAGGACUCGACCCACGAACAACCAGCUCCUGUACAAGGCGAGGUUCAACUGGGAUCACUACCCGCACCCGAUGAUCCCGGGCGCCAGGGAGACCCUCCCGGACGAGACCCACGGAUGCGCGUCCGUCACGUCCGCCUUCCUCCAGGUGCUCAAGGCGAUCCAUACCGCGGAGCUCUCGCGCCGGGACGGCGGCCGCAACGUCCUCAAGCUCCUCUCCGUCAACACCCGCCGAACGAAAGUCGUCGCGUUGUCCACUGGGACGCACCGAGUGCCCGACGAGCUUCGCCGACACCAACUCGCCGACGAGGAAGGAAACGAGUACUCCACCAACCUCGACCGCAACAGGUACGGCAACGACGACCAGUACCUCUUCACCGUCAUCAAGUUCAACCUGGAGGCGCUCGGGCUGUGCCCGCUCAUCGCGCAGGUUGAGAUCAUCGACGCCAAAGCCGCAAAGGAGGAGUGCGUGCUGGUGGUUAAGGUUCCCGACGCGGGGUGCGCGUGCGACGGGAACUGCGUCAACGGCGUCCGCGACGGCGUGCACGUCGCCGCGCGCGAGAUUGUCGGCGGGUCCGCGGCGCAGCGCGAGAGCGUGGCGCGCAGCAACGAGCAGAGCGCCAGGCGCGCGAGGGAGUCGGGCUCGGGUGGGGCCAAAUCGGGCGACGCGAAGACGCCGAGGGCGAAUCAGACGAAGGAGCAGUGGAGGGUUCCCACGACGCCGAUGUCCCCGAUGAAGCGCAACGCGUCCGCCGGGGACGCCGGCGGGAUGGGGAUGCUCCUCGACGCCCUGACGCAGGUUGGCGGCAUGCCGCCGCCGUCGCCGCUGCACCUGCGAUCGCCCCCGCACGGCGCCAACGUCGCGGGGAGGAGGGCGUCGUUUUUGUCCGGGGGCGCGAACAUGGCGGCGGCGUCACCGUCCAUGCGACCGGCGGCGGCGGCGAUGUCCGCGCUCUGCGCCUCCGCCCCGCCCAGCGUGGACAGGGACGCGGUGUCGCACAUGGGCGGCGUCGGGGGCGUGGCGCAAGCGGCGGCGGCUGCGGCGGCGGCGGCGCAGUACUACGGCCUCGCCGCCGCGGGCCAGAGCAACGCGCAGGCGCAGCUCCUCGCCAUCCAGCAGCACCACGAGCAGCAGCAGCUGCUCUUCCAGUCUCCGCCGCUCAUGCAGAAGUUUGCCGCCGCGGCCGCCGGCCUCGCGCCCGCCCCGGGUAAUUGCGCGAACGACUUUUCUGUCCGACGCGCCACUCCGGAGACGUUGGCGAACGAAUCUGUCCUCGAGGAGCUGGUGGAGCGUGAGCGGGGCGAGGCGGCGGCGGCGCGCGCGGCGGAGGCCAAGGCGAACGCCCGCGUCGCGGAGCUCGAGCGCGAGCUCGCGGAGCUUUCGAAGAAGGACGAGGAGGACGCGAGCACGGAGGAGGACGGAGCGGCCAAGGCAAAGGCGGAGAAGGCGGAGAGAACGGCGGAGGCUGUGGCGAGGGAGGAUUUCGCGCACAGGCUCGUGGCUCUCGAGGAGGAGAUCGCCGCGUUCGGCGCGAGGGCGGAGGCGGCGGCGAGGAACGCGGGCACGGCUCCAGCCGGCGGCGACGCGAUGACGGCGCUGUACGUCGCGGAGGCGAGGGCGCACGCCCGCGCGCUCGUGAGAGUCGCCAGGCUGGAAGCCACCGCCGCUCUCGCUUCUUCGAAGGGGGAAAACGCCGAGGAGAACGCCAGCCGCGAGGAGACGAUCGCUCGCGCCAAGGAGGAGGCCGGCCCGGAGGAAGGGGCGGCCCUCGAGGCGUCCCCCGGAGAGCCCGAUGGCGGCGACCCGGAGAGCCCCGCGGCGAGCCCGGCGGUGGAGAACGUCGCGUCGCUGGCCGCCGCCGCGGAGGCUGAGAAGCGGGCGCGCGACGACGACGCCGGGUUUUUUGAGCCGCCACCCCCCGCCAAGCGACGGGCCACCGAGACGGACGCCGUCAAGGCGGCGACCAAGGCGGCGACCAAGGCGGCGGCGGCGGCGGCCGGUGCGGUGGGGACCGGCUACGCCCCACCGACCACUCCCGCGCUCGCGGACAAUGGCGUCAACGGCCGCGACGGCGUCCUUUCCCCGGAUCAGCCCGCGCAGGCUCUCCACUUUGCCGCCGCUGCGCGCUGAGGGGGAGCGCGCUUUUUGACCGGCGGGAGAGGGGCGCCCGGCGCAACGCUCGCCCGACGGACGACGCGGCGAGAAUGACGUAGCACCCCGCGGGACAGUGUACAGCGGAGAGAGUCCCCAGACACCUUACGAUGUUGUUGAAAUGUUCAAGUCUUGAUGUGUGAU
Messenger RNA from Micromonas commoda, 3045 nucleotides. RefSeq lists its product with no specific name. The transcript is spliced from 4 exons. NCBI's taxonomy places the organism in Eukaryota, Viridiplantae, Chlorophyta, Mamiellophyceae, Mamiellales, Mamiellaceae. The record is from RefSeq and is a predicted model, not a curated record. Bases 1 to 2880 code for a protein of 959 amino acids.